AUGCUUCUGCUAUCAGAAGGACUGCACUCCUCUUUGGAUAACAGCAUUUUGAAAUUAUUGAGUAAUAAAAAUAUUUCCACUGUCCUGGACUUUCUCCACAGUGAUAGUAAAGUCAUUGAAAAAGCCACACCAUUAAUAUUCAGGGAAAUCUUGAAUAUCAAAAAAGAACUUUUGAAGAUAUAUUCCAUCAAACCAGAGAAUGCUUACCACUAUUAUCAGUUCAUAUUAUUGAAUUGUGCCAUUAUUCAGACUGGUAUAGAAAGUUUGGACAAUCUUCUAGAAGGAGGAUUAUUUACAGGAAAUAUUUAUGAAAUAUGUGGUUUACCUGCCACAGGCAAGACAUUAUUUUGUUUGACAUUGUUGAAAAAUGUUGCAACUAGCCUAGAAAGUGUGUACUAUUUAGAUACCAAAUAUGAUUUUCAGGCACUGAAGUUGAAACAAAUGUACAGUCAUUUGAGUAAGGUCAAAUUAGUAGAAUCCAUGAAUCAUAUCAUGGUAAAAAGAACUAAUACAAAACAAGACUUACUGAACAGCUUACUAGAAAUCAAGAAAAUAAUUAGCAGUGGUAGAAACAUCAAACUUCUCAUAAUUGAUUCUCUACCUGCCUUAUGCUUUCAGUCAAAUGAUCAUAAUGAACAAAAUAGUUUUCUCAAUGAAAUGGUGAACAAUUUACAUUAUUUGGCUGUCAAGUGUAAUAUUGUGAUCAUUGUUACAAACUUGAUCACUUUAUGGAAUGAAGGAGAUUUCACAAACAAAGAUGUCAUGAAAGAAAGAGUGGCAUGUGGUAGUUAUUGGUACAAUAUUCCCAACUCCAGAUUGAAAUUUCAUAAGGAAGGCAAUAAAAGCACCAUAACUUUGAUGAAAUCUAUAAAAAUUAUGCCUAAAGUACCACACUGUGAAGCUAAGAUCACAGAUGAAGGUUUCAUUUAACAAAUAAGCAUUCAAUAUUUUAUAAUUUUGUAUUACUAAAAAAAUUGAAUCAUAAUUAUUGUGCAAAACAGCUGAAGAUUUCAAUAACAUAUUCAAUAUAUUUUUAGGAAUAAUUUGAAUAGCAUGGACAACACUGCAAAACCAAGUAACUGCAAUAACUAGAUUUUUCAGAAGACACUGAAAACUAAUAUAAAUAAUUUUGGGUUAACUGAUCAGAUUUAAUACUAAAUAGUCACAAACCACUUGAUUAUUAUUAUCCUUACAUUUGUACAUUGGUUAUUACAAAUUGUUCAUUGUUUGUGUUGUAGGAGUUGAUACAUGGAAAAUAACAAUCAUUCAGAAAGAGUAACUUACAAAAACAAUUCCUCAUUAUCCCUUGUUAAAACAUCAAUUGCAGUUAAGAAUAAACUGUUUUACAUAUUUGUUCUUUAAAAACAUAAUUGAACACACCAUGAAACACAUGGCUAACUAUUAUAGAUACUUGUUUUUGAUGAUCCAUUUAAUUUGCUUUUCAGAUGAGUUGUUUUAAAAUAUUUAGAAUUUUUUGCCAGGUUUUAUAUACUAGCCCCACCAAUACAAUCAAAUGAUUGCUUGCAGCCAGAAUCUCAUUUCUGAGAUUUUGUCAGUUUACUUGGUUUUGUGGUGUCAUUGACAAUAAUUAAUUUACUGGGAACUCAUAAAAACUUUUAAUAGCUUCAGUAAUAAUUAGAAAAUAAAAAUUAGUGAGCACU
Messenger RNA from Phaedon cochleariae (mustard beetle), 1661 nucleotides. The record is from the annotation of a GenBank genome assembly. NCBI's taxonomy places the organism in Eukaryota, Metazoa, Arthropoda, Insecta, Coleoptera, Chrysomelidae.